This is a messenger RNA of Gigantopelta aegis, 5562 nucleotides long. RefSeq lists its product as uncharacterized. Bases 245 to 1594 code for a protein of 449 amino acids. Lineage: Eukaryota; Metazoa; Mollusca; Gastropoda; Neomphalida; Peltospiridae. The transcript has 3 exons. The record is from RefSeq and is a predicted model, not a curated record.
UUUAGCUUUUACUACGAUAAUUGUACACAUUUAUUUUCCUGUCAUCGUGGCCACGUCGACGUUGUUCAAGAAAAGAAGAAAGGAACAUUCUAGAGAUUAAAAUACACGUACAAGUUGCUUAUGUACGUACAUGUCUUGUUAAAAAGAAAAGUUUGACAUUUCGGAUUUUAUCUUGAUUUUAGGUAGAACCUUGAUCCAAAAGAACAUACGGCUUUUAUAUAAAUAUAGUUAGUAUACGUUCAUCAUGGCUUGUAACAGUAUGUUACUUCUAUGUGUCAUGCUCAUGGUUUGUAUUACAGUGUCCCUUGGUUUGGAGAAGUACCCAUUGUUUCCUGAUAGAUCUAAACCCCCAGGGUUAAACAACCCACAAAAAUUAUGGUGGGCAAAAGAGUUAACCCCAGAUUUACACGUCGCAGGUCGGUUAUCAGAACGUCAAAUGAAGUAUACCAUGGAGUCGGGGUUUAAGAGUAUUUUAUCACUGUUCUUCUAUGGCGACAAUGAAGUUGGUGAUUUCGGAGGAGAAAAAUUACCAAUCACGAAGCAGCAGCAAGAUAUUGCGAAAUCGAUAGGAAUUAAUUUCACGUUCGCUCUUGGACCAGAUGAUGACUGGUGCAGUGUUAAAGCAGUCGAAAAAUUUGCACAAGUUUUGUCAACGCUGGAACAUCCUGUUCUGCUGCACUGCGAUCGAGGUUACACAAUUACAUUCGUUGCAUUGAUGCAUUUGGCUAAUUUAACUCGUCACGACAAAAAUUUUGAACCAAAAAUAAACAGCCAGCGAUUUUACGACAUAUGUGCUGCUAUGGGUCUGAAUUUUACUCAGGAUUUUAUGAAAGACGUGGUUGCAGAAAUAACCGGGGAACCGGUUGUCGAAAAUCCAACAGCUCCUGAUGCCAUUCCUCCAGAAUGGUUAGACUACUGGCUCGGUCAUCCCGUAUACAAGAACUGGUAUUCCUCAGGUCAGGUUACGCCAUCUCAAAUUAAAGUUUUAGAAUUCAUCGGAAUUAAGUCUAUAAUAAAUAUGCGGGCAGGUGUGAAGUUUGGCGACAAGCCCACCCAGGAAGAAGUGGCUCUUCUCAAUAUCAAGGCCGAGACGGGAACUUACGGAGAUGAGACUCAUCCGCCCCGACAGACGGUACAGAGACUGGAAGAAACGAGAAUUGACCCGAGUCGUCCCAACACCUACAUAGGGGAGUCAUCUCCGGUGAAUUAUGAAGCUAAAAAUCCUGAGGAGUUUGGAGAUGAAAUUGGUUACAACGAGGGCUUGGAACGAGAAGCUUUCAAGAAAUCACCCAUCAAGUACCAUCACAUUCCCUGGCCUUCACAUCUUAUGAAGGACGAGAGAGCGAUAACGUUCUUUGAGGAGAACCUGAGUGAGAUUGCUAAAAUAGGAAAACACGGACCAGUGUUGAUUCAGUGCAGAACUGGAAAACGAGCAGCGUAUUUUGCUGUGGCGGCAGCUGCUGUGCAGUACAACAAGACUCUGGACUGGGCGCUGACGAGGUUGCGAGAACUUGGAUUCACAGUGUCCGCGAAGAAAGAGCCGUUUAUCUACCAGAGUUAUGUGAAAGUGCUCUCCAACCAUGACGAACUGUAAAAAGCAAACACAGUCAGACCUGUUGGUAAAGGACAGCUAAUUAAUGGUUUACUAAAAGUGUGUGAACUAGUCCAUGUUAUAAGGGAAAUACCGUAGAUUCUUAAAUAGAGGCCACGUUUCAGAGUGUCUUGAAAAAAAUAGAGGUGUGAAUUUUAAUUUAGUUUUUGAAAAAUUUAUUUAAAAUAAUUAAUUUUGAAUCCAAUUAAUUUUAGUGUUAAAAUUAUCAUUCGUGAACAUUUUAGGCCCUUUUUGGCCUUUUUCUGCUUACUGAAUGAAUUUUAUCAUGAAAAAAAAGAAAGAAAAGAAAUCAGUUUUUUUGGUUGGUACAUAAUGUGUUGUAUAUUCAAAAUAUUUAAACAGUUAUUGUGUUACAGUGGCUUUUAUUAUAAAGCAUUCAGUGUAUGCGGUAAAAUACAUACAUUUUUAUAUGGAAGGAAUAUAUAUAUAUAAUUACAUCUCAGUACUAAUCAAGGUUACUUUUAUUUAUAAUCCUUGGUAGACCUGGGGUUGCGAACAGAUUUGUAAACUUUUCCGUGGGAAUAUGUCUUUAAGACAUGGAAUCAUGAAAUUUACCAUUAGUCUGUCAUCUUGUGUAAACCUGAAUUACAUUUUCAAAUUGUAGGGAGAGGCCUUAAUAUAGCCAUUUUGCCUGUUGGCCAAUCCCCAACCAGCAUUAUAAAUGGGAAUAAAUAUUGUUUAAACCAUAUAUAAUUACAUAUCUGAAAUGCCUUUGCUAGCCAGGUGAUUGUUAUCAAGAGAGUCCUUUAUUCUAAAACUUUUUACUAAUGUCAAAAUAUGUACGGGUAGGCUUUUUACUAAAAAAAUCUUUAUUUCCCCAGAGUGUUUUGUUAAUCUUAAAAUUGAUGGUGGGUGUGAGGUUUGUACUAACAUGUUUCAAGGGAGAGGGCAGGUUUUUUUUACGGUACUGUAUACUUUUACACAACUCACCAUUUUUCUUCACAGGCUCAAAGCAACAACGCCAGUCCAAUAGAUUUGCAACCAUUAAAUUUUGCUCAAAACACGGUUCUUUUUUAUCUGCUAAAAAUGAGUCAAACGUGGCUUGGUAUUCCAGUUCACAACAUUUAUUUCUUGCCUAAAGCAUGACUGAAUAUUAAUCCACUGAUUUUACUGAUAACAAAUAAACACCACAGAUAUCAGUGGCAGAUCCAGAAAAUCCAUUGAGGUGGGGGUGGGGCUGCCCCAGUGACAUGAGGCAGAAUGCCAAGGGAACUUUUGGGGAGGUUUGGAAGGUGAUCGUAAAUAUUUUUAAAAAAUUAAUACUGUAUAUAAUAAAAUUAUAACUGUCACAAAAUUUAGGGGGGACCUGGGCCCCUGGGGCACCCAAUAGAUCUGCCUCUGGAUAUGUGGCUACAUGUAUAUAUUCAUACCAUUAAAGAGAAGAUCGUGUCACAAUUUCUGUAUUGACCGCAGACUCAAAACCAUAUCCAACUUUGUCUUCCUUAUUAAGUCCUGUUAAAGAGGUGUGCCAAAUAGCCAUUGAAUAAUGGAGUUCAGUUCAUUCAGUCGUGCAGAUGAUGUCACUAUUAAAAAAACGUGAAUACUGAUAAAGUAUAUGUCUCACAUUUAAUGGCAGGAUGUCACUGGGUUGACGGGAAGGGAUUGUUGUUUCAUAUCAUUAUACUUAAUUUUUAACAUUGUUUACAGGUAGUUCAACAUUAUGGACAUAUAUAUACAUAUACAUAUACAUAUACAUACACAUACACAUACACAUACACAUACACAUACACAUACACAUAUACAUAUCUUAAGCAUAUGGAGAAACAUUUUAGAUGGCCACAACAUUUUAUCUUCUAUUCAGCAAUUAUUUUUAAUACUUGUAAUGUAUAUUUUACCACCCUUUGGUUGUUUUCCUAUUGACAAAAGUGUGUGGUAAAUCUGUAUUACUGCACACUUUUUAAACCCCACCUCUCAAUAAGCCAAACUUCUUAUCGCGCCAUACAACGUCACUUAGGGGCAGGGCACAUGUCUUGUUUCCUCUUAAACUAACUCGUUGUUUUGCAUUGUUAUAUACACACUUUCAAUGUUGUGAUUGACAGGAGAUAAAUGUUUGUGCUGUGCAUUCAGAACGCUCAGCUGUCAAUCAAAAGAUUAUAAAAGUGUACAAAUAACCAUGCACACAAGUCAAAAGUUUAUCAAGUAACUUUAACUUGUACAGCUCUGGGUGAGAUGGGGGUGGGGUGGGGGGGAGGGUGCUAUUUUUAGAACAUGAUUUUUAGUCCAGCUUUACGGACCUGUUAUUAUGUGCAUGGGUUCCAAAUACCAGACAAUAUUUUUGAUUGACUGUAUAUUUUUAUUAUUCCAUUUGACAAUUCAUGCUUUCACUUUCAGAUUGUUUCUGAAUGUUACACAAUCACACGGAUGGAGGGGAGUACCUAAUUGUUGAGUGUUAUUUUAUUCAGAAUAGGUUUUAGUACACAUUCUUAGUUAAAAAUGAAAGAAAAUGUUGAAUGUUCCUACCAUUUUGAUAAAAUUGUUCCACUUGGCAGUUCUAGAGUUUAUUUUCCGAGAUGUUUUAUAAAUGUUAUGUAGAUUGUUUUAACAGCAUUACCAUAUUUACAAUUUAUGCAAACAUUUUUAUUAUUCAAUUUCUUCAACUUACAACUGACCUUUUAUGAUGUCCAUUAAACACUAAUUGUUAAGGCUGUUUUUUUAUGUGUGCAGUUUUUGGCAUGAUAGGGGUCAUGAAAUGCAGAAAAUGGAUGGAUCCAAAAAACUUAAUUCUGUAGUUAUAAGUUGCAGUGAUUGUUUACUGUGAAUCCAUUUUACACAUCCAUUUUCUGCAUUUCACGUUUACAAACUUUUAACUUAAUGUGGUUUCUGUGUAAACAAUCGUUAAAGUUUUAUACUAUUAUAAAUUUUUGGAAAUCAUUUAGUAACUCAGAAUCAGUGUUAUGAUGAAGAAAAAAUAUAUAUUCAGUCAGACCUCAUUACAACGACUGUCGUUACUAUAUUUUUUCAACAUCCAACUACUAGUUGUUUUAAAUAAAUGUACAGCAAAUUUAUUCUGUACAUACACUAGAAUUCACACUUUCCAACAGAGUAAAUUAGGAACAAACGUACAUCAGACUUCUGAGAAAUUCAGAAAUUUCUCUUUUCAAGAUCAUUACAUAAUCAAAAAUAUCUAACAGAUUAAAUGGAGUACCUGUUCCUGUCCCAGGACUGUUCACUGGCGAAGUCAGAGCCCAAACCUGGGAUAGGCGUGCCUGAACCUUUUGGAUAUAGGCACGUUAAUAGAGUUCCUGCUUCUUACUGUCGGUGAUCAAAAUUAGCAGAACACAUGCAGGCAUCUUAAUGGCAAGGGAGAUAACUCAUGCCAUAUUUGCUAUAAAGGCAUAUCAGUUAUAUGAAUGCACAUAGUUGUUGUAACGACGUCUGACUAUACCUUUGGUCAGUAACUUUAACCAUACAGUAACUGACACCAUAUAACCAUAACUAAAAUGUGUUGAGUGCAUCGUUAAAUAAAACAUUUCCUUUCCUUAACCAUACAGUGAUAUAUCAUUUUACCAUUCCAUACCUCACAUCCUCAUUUUAGAUUUUAAAGGUGUGUUUAUGAAUAUACAUAUAAAUUACUGUAAACAGGCUUUUCUAGUAAACAGUAUUGGUGUAUAAAUUUAUAUAUAUUAAGUAAUAUGAUUGUGUUCAUAUUGUAAGUUUUUGUGUGUUCAUAUUUUUAAGAGUUUGAUUUAUUUACACAUGGCCACAAAAGAAGAUUGUUUUAUGGUGUUAAGUAUAAAUGUAGAUUUAUUUUAUUUUUCUCUGUAUAGAAGAAACAAAAUAUUUGUCCAAAUGCAAUGGAUAUAGAGGAUAUAUCAUAUUUGACAACAAACAUGACAUUUUCUAUUUAUUAUAUAACUUUUGGCAAUUUACCUUUGUUUUAAAAUGCCAGCACAAAAUAGUUCCGGCUUUCUUACAGUGAAGAUAAAACCUUUUACAGUAACGAUAACACA